AUGGCUCCCGAUUCGUUGCCUAACGAUUUGAAGCCGCUGCUCUACGAUAUGGUGCUUGCCGUUGAGAAUCAAGGAAUCAACAGCGACAUCACGCAAUCCGCCCUUGAUAAUUUGAAAGAAUACGUGUCAAAUACAUUAUCAAAACGCGAACAUGAGGGCUUGUGCUCAGAAGCGAUUAAGAGACUGUACGAGAAGAAGGUACCGGGGGUAUAUGCCCGCAUGCUUGAAAAUCUCCAAAGGGCACGUAUAUUCUUACAACAGCUGGCGAAUCAGGCCAUGAACCAAAUUGGCAACUGGGGGGAUGUCGAGACAAAGGAGCUGAAGAGAAGGCUCUUCGAAGAGAUGGGAGAAAACAUGGAAGUGAUUGACAACCUGCGAAAAAGGAUGAAACUCAUCCCUCUCGAAGAGCCUAAUCUUCUAGGAAAACAACCAGAGCAAGAUGUCGAAUCCCCUUUUGAGAUGACUCCUAUCUUAGACAACAGUAUCCUAGAAGCCAGCAGUCCAGACGUCAAUGUCCUAGAAGCCAUCAUAGCGGAAGCCGGUAUCUCGGAAGACGGUACUCAUGUUCCCAGCUUAGAUGACGAUGUUUUGGCCCUAAUGCUUUGGAAGCCGGAAAGCGACGAAGCCAAGUCCCAAGCAACUGCAGUCCAGCCUGGUAACGGAAUGUCCGCCAGCGUGGUCAACGGAAGGAGUCGGCGCUGUCCAACUUCACCGCAUGCAAAUGAGAGGACUGGGACAUCACUUAUUUGGCCAUUGGUAUCAGCCCCACAACGACGCCAGCGGUCCGGCUCCAAUUUUGUCUAA
Messenger RNA from Exophiala xenobiotica, 804 nucleotides. RefSeq lists its product as uncharacterized. The coding region runs from base 1 to 804 and encodes 267 amino acids. The record is from RefSeq and is a predicted model, not a curated record. The transcript has a single exon. NCBI's taxonomy places the organism in Eukaryota, Fungi, Ascomycota, Eurotiomycetes, Chaetothyriales, Herpotrichiellaceae.